AUGGCGGCCAGGUCUCUGCUCCACCAGCCGGGUCUGAAUCAGCCCAUGGAGACACGAGGAGGUGCGGCUGAUUAUGUGCUGGAGCGACUGGAUGCGACCUUUGCUGAUUUCUGGGCCAAAUUUGAGGCUCUUAUUGAAGCGACACCAAAUGAAUCUCCUGAAGGAGAGCAACCCAGAGAGUCACUCUAUACGCCUGCUGAAAAGCAAGCGGGUCCUGGGGGUCAUCCUACUACACGAAGCGGCAA
Messenger RNA from Pelobates cultripes (western spadefoot toad), 245 nucleotides. The record is from the annotation of a GenBank genome assembly. NCBI's taxonomy places the organism in Eukaryota, Metazoa, Chordata, Amphibia, Anura, Pelobatidae.